Lytechinus pictus (painted urchin) is the source of this 5310-nucleotide messenger RNA. Its product is annotated as actin-related protein 2/3 complex subunit 4. Gene Ontology annotation, biological process: actin filament polymerization; Arp2/3 complex-mediated actin nucleation. Gene Ontology annotation, cellular component: actin cytoskeleton; Arp2/3 protein complex. Bases 858 to 1364 code for a protein of 168 amino acids. Gene Ontology annotation, molecular function: actin filament binding. The transcript has 6 exons. NCBI's taxonomy places the organism in Eukaryota, Metazoa, Echinodermata, Echinoidea, Temnopleuroida, Toxopneustidae. The record is from RefSeq and is a predicted model, not a curated record.
GCAUAUGUGGGGCUAUCAUGUAUUCAGACGAUAUCACUCGAAACCCGAUCUCUUUGAACUAAAACAGAAGUGAAAAUUUCUCCUUUUACUGCUUACAAAUGACAGAGUUACCCCAAUUUUGGCAAUUUUUUAGGAAAUAUGGACAUUAUAAGAGCUUUUCAUUAGUGUGAAAUGUGAAUUUUGACAGUUCUGUGAGAGAUUUCUGCCAGAGGUUAGCCAAGCAAGCUUCGUCCGUGCAGCCAGUAGGAAAUUUACCAUGUGGGCUGUGUGGCUGGCUAGCCACGUGUACACUGUAUGUUACCCUAUCAAAAUUGCAUGCGAUUCAUUCUGUGUGUGUUCUGUGUGUGAAUGCCAGAAUUCAACGGGAGGAAAAGGGUUCGCAAUUUGAGUCAUGGAAUAUUUUUCAUGUUUAUGUUGGACUAGCGAAUUUGACCAUUUCUGAAAAAGUUACUGGCCCAACAAUAGUUUUUAUUACUGUUUAUGUCGGACCCAUAAAUCUUGCUAUUUUUGGAAAAAUUACUGGCCCGACAAUAUUUUUUACUGGUCAUGUCGGACCAGUAAAUCUUGCUAUUUCUGAAAAUCUACCGGUCCGACAGUGAUUUUUACCGGUCUGGGACCGUCGGACCGGCGCUAGUGUCGAGCCCUGCAGUCAUAGAGAUGUAUACAUCUCUAUGGUUAUACUAUAUUCGUUCCUCCCACAUUCUACGCAUCUUCUCGAUUGCUUCCCCACCACAUUUUCGUCGUUGUUUGGGUUUGAUCACUCUUGUUUGGCUCCCUCUGAGUUGAAAUCAGGAGAGGCAUUUCGUGCUGAUGACCGGGCGUUUCCGAUCCUGGUAGUGUAGGAAGUGCGAUAAAAGAUGGCUGCAACACUGAGACCAUACCUUAAUGCUGUUAGGUCAACAUUGACUGCUGCUAUGUGCCUAGAAAACUUCUCUUCACAAGUUGUUGAAAGACAUAACAAACCAGAAGUAGAAGUCAGGAGUAGUAAAGAAUUAUUGUUGGCACCGGUAUCAGUGAGCAGGAAUGAAAGAGAAAAAGUUCUAAUAGAAGGUUCCAUCAACUCACUCAGAAUAAGCAUCGCCAUCAAACAGGCCGAUGAAAUUGAGAAGAUCCUUUGUCACAAAUUUACCCGUUUCAUGAUGCUCAGAGCAGAUAACUUCUUUAUUCUUAGAAGAAAACCUGUAGAGGGAUAUGAUAUCAGCUUCCUCAUCACAAACUUCCACACAGAGCAGAUGUUGAAACACAAGCUUGUUGACUUCAUCAUCCAGUUCAUGGAAGACAUUGAUAAGGAGAUCAGUGAAAUGAAGCUCAGUGUCAAUGCUCGUGCUAGGAUUGUUGCAGAGGAGUUCCUCAAAAAGUUUUGAGGAAUAGUACAUCUUAGUUCUUCAUCAUGUCUUUUAUACACCAAACCAUUCAGAGUCUGGCUCCCCUUGCUGUACAAUACAUUCCUUGGACAAGGAGAAACUUUUUACACCUUGUACUCUGACUUUAAUACUCUACCAAAAAAGCACCAAAAUUUAGAUGAUGCUUCAUUUCUGUUUAUUUUUUUAAUGAAGUUCAGCAUUGCUAUUUUUAGGUUCUUAUUCUAUGUCUUUAUUCAUUCUCUAUCUCCUAUUUCAUCUCUUCAUUUUCUCAUUGGCCAUUUGUUAGGUUACCAAAUUUAAUGCACAGCUUAUCAGUCAGUUACUUGGAUAGGGGUGAUUUAAUUUUGUGAUUGUUACACUCAAUUAUUUCUUGGUUGACUUUGCAUAAUUCACCUAGUUCAACAUUCUACUUUAAAAAUGUCUUUUUAAUUCAUCAUGCACCUCCCAAAGUCAAAUUCGCUCCAGAUACUGUGUUUGUGAUCUUUCAAUGAGUAAUGUAUUUGCCAGCAUUCUUGAUUUUGAAAUAUUAUCAUUUAUAUUAUUAGGCGAAUGGAAUCAUUAGUAUUCUAGUGCUUGACAACAGAAAGGUUUGCAUUAAAUUUGAUGACAUGAGAAUGGCCAUUUAAUGAUCACUCAUCUUAUGUUGUCUCUUCACUUAUCCAUUCAUCUACUCAGUUCUUCACUUCUUCCUUUAUCUCUUUGUCUAUGACUUAGAAAUUGAUAAUUGCCUUCCAUUGGCUUAGGGUAAAGAAGGAUGAUCUCUGUAUGAUGAUUAACAUGUGUCUUAUAUUGAUCUUCAGUCAUGGUAUGCCAUACAAGAAACAACAAAAGGGGGCCUGCUGUUUAGGUGAUAUAAUCGUACUAGACUAUCCUUUAUCAAUGUAGAAAAUGUACAUUUCCGUUGUACUGUAUCUUUAAACAUAGCAUUAUGAAUACUACAAUGAGGUGAAAGAAUUAAUGAAUUGAAGAUUUAUUUAUAUAGACUAUCGAUUUGAAUGCCCAUACUAAUGCUUUUGUUUGUUAUUGUGUUCAUGUGUUGUCCAAUCAUGGUGCAUUGGAAAAGUUUACUGUAAAUCAUGGUUUCAUUUUGUUUUGCAUAUGGAAGAUGGUCAUCUAGAUAAGAAAUACAUUAGUAAUAAAGUAACCUUACUUUCGAUAUGAAGAACCUAUCUAUAAAAUGCUCUAUAGCUUUCAUUUUGUAUUGAAUAGUUAGGACCGUCCACCCAUUUUGCAAUACUCACCAAUAUAUCCAAGGUCCAAGUUUUUAAUUCCGUAUACAUUUAUCAUUGCUAUGAUACUACUAUUUUUCAUAAGAUUUUGCCAGUUUUACUCAUGUGCAAAGAUUUUUUCUUUUCAAAUUCUUUAUGAACUCAGAUGACAAUGUAAGAAUCAAAGCAUGCACAUCCUCUUAUUGUAGCCAAUAUCCCUCAUUGUGAAGAAUUAAUUCUUGUUAAGUUAAAAGUUGCUCUAAAUUGAUCUUGUAGUCCCAUUAGAUUAUUUCUCACACCUUGUUGAGAUGUGUAAACCAAUUGCGUCAGUGGGGAACUUAGUGGCUGAUGUAUUCCAACAAUGGAAAAUGGAAGAAUAAUUCAUGAAGGAAUAUUAAAUUUCACCUACUGAAAAAAUUGCCGAAUGUGAAUUGUAAUCCCAUAAGUAUGCAUAGCCUGUGCUAAAGGGUACCCUUGAAAUAGAGUGAUUGGACCACUUGUGAACUGGUGUGACCUUUUUAUGAUGUAGCAUUUGUGUUUUUGCUAUUCUCACAAGUGUUUAGAGUCUCUCAAUUGAUCUCAACGAAUGAAGACAUUUAAAGGAAUUAUUGUAAGCUAAGUAAGCAUGAAUUAACACAUAGUACAUGUGGCCACUCUUAAAGAUUACUUAGGUGCACCCUGCCUGGAGGGUUUAUAAGUGCUUAACAUCUUUUAGAGGCAAUUAUGUUGAUAGAAUACUUCAGAUUUUGAAUAUAAAGCAAAUAAUCACAUUUUAAUUUGGUGAUCUGGACAUACAUGACAUCUUUCCAAAGGUUUGCUACAUCCCUAUCACGUUGGAAGAUAAAUCCUUUCUCAUCAUCUUUACCAAGGUGCUAAAUAACACUUUGUUAUUUAGAAGAAAACAUGUCAUGGGUCUUGAAGACAAGCCUAAGGAACCAUUAAUACAACUUUUUUAUUUUGUCUUCAAUAUGCAAAUGUGAUCAUGAUUGCCAUAGUGUAAGUCUAUACUAGAGAAUGAGUUUUAUUGUACAUAGAUAGGAUAAGCUGAUAGUAAUUAUUUUGUACUUAAAAUCUAAUGUCAUCUUUUACUUCCAAGAUUCAGUCCUAUAUUAGGGGAGGGGUGGUGACUGUCAUGUAUUUGUCUUUGUACUCUUCGUAAUCUUAUUUGAUCAUCUCGGCAAUUUAGAUCACAAGUCCUCAUUCAACUCAAGAUGAUACUUACAUGUUACUUAGGCAAUGGCAUGACCUGACAUUGCACCAUGUGAGAGACAAUAUUACCAAUUACCGAAGAUUUUCCCUACUUUCUGUGAAGGAUUUGUUAUAUUUUAUUUACAAUAAACAAGAGCAAAUUACAAGAGAAGGGAAAUGAGGCUGGGAAAGCCAAGUCUUAAAGGCACUUGAUAGCACUUUUAGUACAUAAGGUACUGAAGCUGAGUCCAAGAUGGGAAAAUUGGGCUGAAUGCCAGCUUAGAGCCAACCCAACUCCCUACAAUUUUGAUAAAAAAUAAAAUGCCAUAUAUGUGAAAUUUAGUGCCACAUGCAAGCAUAUGAUCUACUCUCUUUCAAAUAGUUAAAUGCACAGUAAAGGGUUUUUUGUGUAUCAUUGUUCAUUGUAUAAAUCAAAUUGGGUUUGUAGUUCUGACCUGUACAGUCCAGUUAUGUGCAUAGAUUUAAAAGAAUGAAUAUGAAAUGGACAAUGUAGAAUAUUUGAGUGUUUAAAGUGCCUCUUAUUAAUGUAGGCAGACAUUUUUUUCAUUUUACUCGAGCCAAAAAAUAAGGAGACAUUUUCCAGGAUGUUUUUGUCUUUUUUUUACAUGUUACAUACUAUAUACAACCUCUCUCUGGCAACAAUGCAACUGAUUUAUCACUUACAUUUAUUCUCUUAAUAUGCAUUCCAGUCACAGAGUUGCUGGCCUCCAAACAGGAAUGCAAUGUACAGCUUGUGUUUAAGUCUUGUUGGACUGUCCUGGAGAUGUUAGGUUGUGGUUAAGACAGAUGGGACAUGAUUUUAAUGAAAGCUUACAAGGGGUUUGAGAAUGACAAGAUGUAAGCAUAAUUUCAUCUGAACCUUCUUUGUAAAAUCAUUUGGAAUGCAUUGUUGAGUGACAUAAGAUCAGAUCUUUAUUUUUUCUGCCAACAACAAAGUAAUCUCCUUACUGGUUUGUUAGAGGAACCAGUAAGUUGUUUGGAUGGGACAAUACUGCUUGCCAAAUACAUAUAUAUGUCCAAAUGUUACAUUCUUACAUUGCACAGGAAGUCUGCAUAUAACAGACUAUACAAAAUUAACACUAUUAAUGAAUUUAGUGAUCGGGCUAAUCUUUAUUUUUCCAUACAUCUUCCAAGUCUGGAAACCCAAUACAAUUCCAUUAAUUCCAUAACAUGUUCUCUCUAAGUUUUAAAGUGAAAAUAUCAGGUAUGGUUUUGAAUGCAUUGUCCCGAACGUUUAAUUUUUUUUAAAACUCACAAUGAAAUGUCAGUGGUGACAUUGAAAAAAAAGGUAAUCAUUCAAUAUAUGAGAUAUAUUACUACAAUGCUUAAAUUAUGAGUACAUGUAUGUGUAUGUAGUGUUUUUUUUUUCAGCUGUUGAUUUUUCUUAAGUUGUGAAAUUUUCUUUGAAAGAAAAUAAUUUGUAGAGAUCUAUUGUGUAAUUUUUUUUUAUUAUGGAAACUGGAAAAUGGUUUGCUUUUUUGAAUCAUGGUAUUAUAUACAGAGUUAUUAAAAUACAUCUUUGCACAUAA